Molecule: messenger RNA, 1602 nt
Organism: Chroicocephalus ridibundus (black-headed gull)
Lineage: Eukaryota; Metazoa; Chordata; Aves; Charadriiformes; Laridae
Exons: 7
Coding region: 1-987 (328 amino acids)
Source: RefSeq, a predicted model, not a curated record
AUGCAACGCAUGCAGCCAUGGGCUGAAGCUUUGAGGGACCAGAACUUCCAGUUUCUUGGAAAGGCCCAAAGCUUUGACAAAUGGAUAUCCAGCCCCCCGUCGCCGCUGCGGGUGGAAGUUGUGAAGAAGGAGAUAUUUCAGUAUCUGCAUCCCAGUGCUCUGUGGCACCCUCAGCUGGAGAUCUGCAGGCUCUUAGAAGCACCUGUGUGUUCCUCCCGUGCUACUGCACAGGCCGGCAAGAGUGAGCACAGGCCAGCGAGAACGGCCACCAGGAUACGGGGACAGCCAAGCUGGAGUCCUGAUUCCCAGCAUCCUCGAUGCUUUCUAUCCCGGCUCUCCUGCAUCUCUCCGCAUCCAGGGACUGCAGCUGGGAUCCUGCUGGCACACCCAGGGCAGCGCGUUACCCGGCCCAGGGGAUGCGACGGUACCAACUGUGACUGUCUGGGCUGCGGGACCUCCUGGGCUUGGCCUGAAAUCUUGCGGGUUUCCUGCUCUGACGUGGGUGCCGUAACCGGUGCGAAUGAAGAGCUCUGCUUCGGGCCCUGGCUGCACUCGGAGGAUCUGCUCUCAGCAAGCACCUGCCCACCGGGGCCCCACCAAGGGAAGCAGCCGGAGAAUGAAGGGGGAUGCUUCAGCCUGGCAGUGAGAAAUACGGAGCUUCCUGGCUUCCUGGCUCACCUUGUCCCUGAGCAUCCUUGUCCUAAGUGUCCUGGGCUGCAUCAAAAGAAGCGUGGCCAGCAGGUCGAGGGAGGUGAUUCUGCCCCUCUGCUCUGCUCUGCUGAGACCCCACCUGCAGUACUGUGUCCAGCUCUGGAGCCCUCAGCACAAGGAGGACACGGACCUGUUGGAGUGGGGCCAGAGGAGGCCACGGAGAUGAUCCAAGGGCUGGAGCCCCUCUGCUGUGAGGACAGGCUGAGAGAGCUGGGGGGGUUCAGCCUGGAGAGGAGAAGGCUCCGGGGAGACCUUCCAGCCCCUUCCAGUCCCUAAAGGGGCUCCAGGAAAGCUGGGGAGGGACUCUGGAUCAGGGAGUGUAAUGAUAGGAUGAGGGGUAACGGUUUCAAACUGAAGGAGGGGAGAUUUACAUGAGAUACUAGGAAGAAAUUGUUUGCUGUGAGGGUGGUGAGCCCCUGGCCCAGGUUGCCCAGAGAAGCUGUGGCUGCCCCAUCCCUGGAGGGGUUCAAGGCCAGGUUGGACGGGGCUUGGAGCAACCUGGGCUGGUGGGAAGUGUCCCUGCCCAGGGCAGGGGGUGGGACUGGAUGAUCUUUAAGGUCCCUUCCAACCCAAACCAUUCUGUGAUUCUAAGAGGGACGCUCGGAGUAACCGUGCUCCUUCGCUUGCCUUUUGGUACUGUCCUUUGAAAAAAACCAACUGCCUUCUCCUUUAUUAAACCUCCACAUGGAAAGGAGAGCUGAGAUCCUGGGGGGCUUGUGUGGCACCUCCACCGCAAAGCCUACAAGGCUGAGUAAAUCCACCCAAAGAACUGCCCGCACAGGGGUAAAUACAUCAGAAAAAGCUGGUGAAACCCAUUUUUCUCUUCACAGCUUUGACAAGCAGAUGGCGGGGUGGGGCUAGGAGAGAACUAACCAACAGAAAAUAGUACGA